This is a messenger RNA of Penicillium atrosanguineum, 1422 nucleotides long. RefSeq lists its product as uncharacterized. The record is from RefSeq and is a predicted model, not a curated record. The transcript has 5 exons. Gene Ontology annotation, biological process: transmembrane transport. Bases 1 to 1422 code for a protein of 473 amino acids. NCBI's taxonomy places the organism in Eukaryota, Fungi, Ascomycota, Eurotiomycetes, Eurotiales, Aspergillaceae. Gene Ontology annotation, molecular function: transmembrane transporter activity.
AUGUCAUUAUAUGCUGCUAUCGCAAAUUUUACUGCGGCCUCCAUCGCAAGUGCUUUUCCUAUUUAUGCUACGCCACUGGCGUUCAAUCCUCCGGUGUCAUUUGGAAAACUGACCCAUUUGAUCGCGUUACUAAGCCAGAUACAGGUUAACUUGCUCAUGCUGGGUGCAGCAAACAUUUGGUGGGUGCCAUUAGCCAAUAUCUUUGGCCGUCGGCCUGUGAUACUGGGAGGUAUAGUACUUCUAACGCUAUGCUCAAUGUGGGCCGGGCUAGCUAAAAGUUUCGGCAGCCUUCUAGCUGCCCGAAUCUUUAUGGGCAUUGGGGGCGCGCCAGCCGACACGAUUGCUCCAAAUGUGGUGGGAGAAAUCUUCUUCACUCAUGAGCGAGGUCGAGCUAUGGGUUUCUACACCGUUUGCAUUUGCUUGGGGCCCAUUAUUGGGGGCAUGUCCGGCGGUUACAUUGCUGGGAACAAAGGUCUUGCUUGGAUCCAUUGGGUGAACGUCAUUUUGUCCGCCCUCUUGCUUGUGGCUUGCCUCAUAUUAGUACCCGAGACACGAUACAUCAGGGAACAGACACAGGUCUCAAGCCAAAACGUCAAGUCCACAGAUACUGAGACAAAGGGAGGCACUGAGGUUGUCGAAGAUACGACUGCCCAAGCUCCACGGCCCCAUUCGAAAAAUAAUGCAAACCCUGCCUCUAUGUGGAAGCUUAACAAGUACCAAGGCGAUGCGUGGAGUACAUUCUUGGCGCCUUGGAAAACUCUUGGCCUGCCAGGUGUGUGGCUUGUGAUGUUUUGGUACGCCGGGCUGGUAGGAGGGGUGGUUACUGUUACGACUGUAGCCUCAACCAUCAUCUCCGAGCCGCCAUACCUCUGGGGUAAUAAUGCUGGCUUAAUCAUGACUGGUGGAAUUAUUGGGGCAUUACUAGGGCUUAUUGCAACAAACUUGACCGCUGACCGGAUAAUUUCCUCCAAAAAGAUGCUGCGAGGUGAAGUCUUCGCUGAACCAGAAGCACGUCUUCCUGUUGCGAUUCCAGGCCUGCUACUAGCUACUACUGGGCUUUGGACCUUUGGGUUCUGUGCACAGAAUCCCGGCCCGCCACAUAUGUGGGUUGGCAUGCAAUUUGGGAUUGGCAUGCUUUGCUUUGGCCUGAUGCAAGCACCAUCUAUUGGGUUUAAUUAUCUUAUCGAUGCUUAUGGCCCUCUUUCUGCGGACUGCUUUGUGGCAGUGACUUGCAUGAGAGCUAUUGUAAGUUUUUCCUGGACGUUUUUUGCAGGGGAAUGGGUCGCAAGCUCUGGUCCAGCUAUUCCGUUUGGCGUAUUUGGAGCGCUUAUGGGAGUGUUCUCGUUGCUCCUCGUUCCUGUCUGGCUUUGGGGGAAAAGGAUGAGGAUUGCUACGGCAGGUUGGGUACCAGUGCUUCUUUAA